This is a messenger RNA of Colletotrichum karsti, 1014 nucleotides long. Its product is annotated as enoyl-CoA hydratase/isomerase. Gene Ontology annotation, cellular component: mitochondrion. Gene Ontology annotation, molecular function: enoyl-CoA hydratase activity. The record is from RefSeq and is a predicted model, not a curated record. The transcript is spliced from 2 exons. The coding region runs from base 1 to 1014 and encodes 337 amino acids. Lineage: Eukaryota; Fungi; Ascomycota; Sordariomycetes; Glomerellales; Glomerellaceae. Gene Ontology annotation, biological process: fatty acid beta-oxidation.
AUGCCUCCCCGCCUCGCUCCCCUCCGCUUGGCCGUCCGCAUCCCGCGGUGCUCCUCCAAGCCGACCGCAACGGCAUUCUACUCAACCGCAACCGCCGCAGACUCCAACCAGCCGCUGAUAACCGUCACCCAGCUUCCCGCCCCGGGCUCCGGACACAUCCGCAUCCUCGAACUCAACCGCCCCAAGGCCCGCAACGCCAUCUCCAAGGCCCUGCUGUCCCAGCUCCGCGCCGAGAUCGACGAUGUCCACGCCCAAUACACCGAGAACGGCGAUGAGGUCCCUCAAAAGCAGGUCUUUGGCGGCGUCGCCGGCCAGGACGUCAAGGGCCCAACGCGCGCCCUCAUUCUGGCCAGUGCCGUUGAGACGAGCUUUUGCGCUGGUGCCGAUCUGAAGGAGAGACGCGGGUUCACGCAGGAGGAAACCGACGAGUUCCUCUCCAACCUCCGCGGCACAUUCAACUCCCUCCAGAGCCUCCCGAUCCCCACAAUCUCCGCCAUCUCAUCCAUCGCCCUCGGCGGCGGCCUCGAGCUCGCCCUGUCCACGCACUUCCGCGUGCUCUCCUCCAACGCCGUCAUCGGCCUCCCCGAGACCCGCCUGGGCAUCAUCCCCGGCGCCGGCGGCACCCACCGUCUGCCCGCGCUGAUCGGCCUCUCGCGCGCCCGCGACCUGAUCCUGACGGGCCGCCGCGUGUCCGCGCCCGAGGCCUACUUCCUGGGCAUCGCGGACCGGCUGGUCGAGGUCACGCACGACGAGGCCGAGAAGGCGGGCGAGGGCGACAAGGAGAAGGGGGCGUUGAUGGUUUCGAGGAGGGCGGCGCUGAGCGAGGCCGUGCGGCUCGCGGGGGAGAUCUGCGAGGGCGGUCCGAUUGCCAUUCGUGCCGGGUUGCAGGCUGUGAACUGGGCGAGGGAGGAGGUCGAGAAUAAGAUGUAUGAGAGGGUUGUCGCCACGGAGGACCGCAAAGAGGCGCUCAAGGCGUUCCAGGAGAAGAGGAAGCCUGUUUUCACCGGACGAUAA